Molecule: messenger RNA, 552 nt
Organism: Protobothrops mucrosquamatus (brown spotted pit viper)
Lineage: Eukaryota; Metazoa; Chordata; Lepidosauria; Squamata; Viperidae
Gene: PRIM2
Product: DNA primase subunit 2
Exons: 5
Biological process (GO): DNA replication, synthesis of primer
Cellular component (GO): alpha DNA polymerase:primase complex
Source: RefSeq, a predicted model, not a curated record
AUGCAGUUUUCUUCAUAUGUCAAACGGGGAGUUUUGAAAUUGGGGGAUAAACAAGAGUCAUAUCCUCUUAGUGUCCAGUUCUAUCUGCAGCCCCCUACUGAAAAUAUUUCUCUGAUGGAGUUUGAAAGUUUUGCAGUUGAUAGAUUAAAAUUACUCAAAACAGUUGAGAACUUGGGUGUGAGUUAUGUGAAAGGCAGUGAGUCUUACCAAGAAAAGCUACAGUCGGAACUUCGCCACCUUAAAUUUCCAUAUUAUGCUUUGAUUGAAGAUGAUUAUGAUGCAAGAAGAAAAGACCAUAUUUCUCAUUUUAUACUGCGCCUUGCCUACUGCCAAUCGGAGGAGCUUAAGAGAUGGUUUAUCCAACAAGAAAUGGACCUCUUCCGUUACAGAUUUAAUCAGCUAUCUCAUUCUUUAGUUGAAAGGUUUCUUCAGUAUGCUAACUUGGGGUAUGAUAUUCUUCCAGAAACUGAAAAGCUGAACAUGGCAGACAAACUAAUCAAUGCAACACCUGGAAUUGGUGUCAAUGAACUGAAAAAUAAUGUCUUCUAUAAG